ACAAGAGAAGGACAAGAUUCACUCCAGUGUGGAUCACUUUAGGAUUGUUUUCAUGGUGGUUCAGUUUGUGUCACUGGGCAUUUCUACAACGCGUUUGCUUUCCUUGUAAAGUUCUUGCACUUUCACCCAUUGCGCGUUGUUGAUUGUAAUAAUGAACAACGACUCUCUAGCGUUUGGAGAACUGGACGCGAAUGUUUCUGAGCCGCUGCAGCCUUCUCUCGGUCUCAGCCACAACCACAGUGCGCUCCGGCUCGACUCUAAGUCUCUGGUCACUUCAGCCACGAUGUUCUCAGUGGGGGUGCUGGGGAACCUCAUCGCCAUAGCCGUGCUGUGCAUCUCCAAAAAGGAACAGAAGGAAACCACUUUCUACACGCUGGUCUGCGGGAUGGCCAUCACGGACCUGUUGGGCACAUGCUUCACCAGCCCGGUGGUGAUCGCCACAUACGUCGCCAACCGCUGGCCUGGAGGUGCGCUGCUCUGCCACUUCUUCUCCUUCUCCAUGCUCUUCUUCGGCUCAGCCGGUAUGUCCAUCCUGUGUGCCAUGGCCGUGGAGCGGUACCUGGCCAUAAACCAUGCGUAUUUCUACUCCCAGCACAUAGACCGGACGAUGGCGCGUUUCGCGCUCCUGGUCGUCUACCUAGCUAACAUCGUCUUGUGCAUUAUGCCCAGUUUUGGCUUCGGGCAGCAUGUCAGACACUUUCCCGGGACUUGGUGCUUUCUGAACUGGAGGGCGAUGGACCCACUGGCAGCCUGCUACUCCUUCCUGUAUGGCGGCGUGAUGCUGUUGCUGAUCGCAGUGACAGUGUUUUGCAACUUGGCGGUGUGCAGGUCGCUGGUGGGGAUGAACCAGAGGACGGGGAUAGUCCGGACGGAGUCGUGUGAUCAAGGAGGUUCACGUCGCCUCUUCCCCCGGCUGCCGUCGGUCACCUCAGCGGCGGAGAUCCAAAUGUUCGGGCUGCUGAUCUUCAUGACCAUCGUUUUCUUGGUCUGCUCCAUCCCUUUAGUGGUGCGAAUCUUCGUCAACCAGCUGUUUGACCCUGCCUAUAUUUCUGCUGGGGGGGAGCCUGACUACCGAAGCGACUUGUUGGCGAUCCGCUUCGCUUCAUUCAACCCCAUAUUAGACCCCUGGGUUUACAUUCUGUGCCGGAAAAACCUGCUGCUGAAGGGCUGCGAGGGGCUGAAGAGGACGGUGGCGCACGUCAGGGAUGGUCGCAGAAGCAACACGGGCUGGGUAGAAGGUCAACACUCCCCUCCGACUUUAAACAGCAACGACACCAGUUACGCGUCAUUACGCACGGCCAGCUACAGGAACGACUUGGAGCACCAGGCGUCCAUCAAGAAUCAAAACUUUACAGACUUCGCAAUGAGACAAGCGUGGGAGUACGAUACCGCCCGGGUCAACUUUCACCCGUUCAGCGUGGAGUCGACCACCAUCCUCGGGUGUGAUGAGGAAGUAGCGGCUGAUCCUCAACAGGAGGUGGCGGCCAAGUCUUCUCCAGGACGCAGCUCGACACAGCUGCUUUCCGGGCAAGUUAUGAGAGUGGACAUUGUAACGUGCACAUUCAGCACACCGAGCUCCUGUCAGUCACAGAAGUGUCUCUGAUGGACAUUUGUCAACCCAUGUUCUCAACAGCAAAGUGGUUCUUAUUCAUUUAACUGAGAAAUAUCAAUGCUCUGUGAUAAACUCUAAACUACACAUCUAUUGUAUGAUUUAAUGCUGCAGAAAGGCCUGUGCAUUUCAUUUGAAUGUUUUAAAGGAACAUUUAACACAGCUUAUUGUGCAGGAUGACACAUCUAGUUUUAUAUUUCCAGAAACAAUCGUUGUUCACAUGAGGCCAAGGAAACCGCAGGAUUCCGCCUCAACUUAACUUGUGUCAUUAUGUUUACAGUUAACUUAGUAGAUAUCAAAAGUGGCAAAGAAUCACUGGUAGCUGUAGAAAGAUCUGUUUUGUAACUUCUACUGAAAGUCCACAGUCACCAUUAGAUGAAGCCUGUGGUGACCAUUUCCAACCAUGGGAAUUUAUGCUCAGUAUAAUCAUCAUACCCUGUGGGUACAAAUGUGACUCUAGUAAGAGUUUGAUACACUGUAUGAAUUCAUAUGUGCCAUUUGGAAAACAUGUUUUUUCCUGAUGUGUGGUCGUUACACUGAAUCUCAUACUUUUUUUAAAUGCUGCUAAUUUGCUCGAUGCCAUUCCACAGUGUUGCAUGUUGCAGGGACAACUGAAUGUAGACCUCCUGAAACCAUGUCAAAUUUAGAUUUAUAUUUCCCAUUUCCAUAUGAUGUUUUGAUAUGUGCACUUGUAAACAGCCAAAUUAAACACAUCAGUUUUUUUUA
This is a messenger RNA of Pleuronectes platessa (European plaice), 2335 nucleotides long. It is a transcript of the gene ptger4c, whose product is annotated as prostaglandin E receptor 4 (subtype EP4) c. NCBI's taxonomy places the organism in Eukaryota, Metazoa, Chordata, Actinopteri, Pleuronectiformes, Pleuronectidae. The coding region runs from base 152 to 1603 and encodes 483 amino acids. The transcript is spliced from 2 exons. The record is from RefSeq and is a predicted model, not a curated record. Gene Ontology annotation, biological process: negative regulation of inflammatory response; adenylate cyclase-activating G protein-coupled receptor signaling pathway; cellular response to prostaglandin E stimulus. Gene Ontology annotation, molecular function: prostaglandin E receptor activity. Gene Ontology annotation, cellular component: plasma membrane.